AUGUCUUCCCGCGCCUCUGCCAAGUCGCCUACCCCGGGAUCCUCGUCCACUUCAGGAGGACGAGCCACCCAAAACCUAGCCCAGGAACUAGGAGACCAGAAGAUGAAGGACGACUCAGACAGCGAGGACGACACCGAAGAACUCAAGCGCCAGCUCAACAAGACCAACAACGACUUCAAGGCAAUGCGCGAAAUGUUCAACCAGAACGCCGCGGCCCUUAGCGAACUCCAGGAACAAGCCCGCAAGAAUCAGGAUCUGGAGAAAGAAGUCGCCACCCUCCGAGCUGCCGCCAACGUCAUAUCCGCCCCAGUCGAAGGACGAGAACGCCUCAAGCUCAACACGCCUUCCACUUUCGACGGGACCCCAGGACAACUCAAAGGACACCUGGUACAAGUUCGAACCUACCAGGCCUUCCACAUAAACACCUUCCAGAACGACACCGAACGCGUUGUACACGCAGCCACCUUCCUUCGGGGACGAGCCCUUGCCUGGUUCGAACCCCUUCAACAGGAAUGGCUUGACAACCCUGUCGAAAAAUACAGCCAAGAAGUCAAGGACAUCUUCUUCAGCUUCACAGGCUAUGUCAAGACCCUAGAAUCUCUCUUCCUUGACCCCGAUGAACGAAGACAGGCCGAGCGAGACCUGUCCCACCUACGACAAACCAAGUCAGCUACGCUCUACGCCGCAGAGUUUAGACGAUUAGCUGCAAGACUCCACAUGACCGACGAAAGCAAAGUUUUUGCCUUUUAUCAAGGACUCAAGGACGAGGUCAAAGACGAAAUGGCCAAACUAGAGACACCUCCUAGCUUCCUCGCCUACGUCGAACAUGCUAUUAAGGUUGACAACCGCCUCUAUGAACGACGGAAGGAACGAGGAGAGAAACGACAAAACCCGAAUUCAGGACGCAAGUACCAAUGGCAGCCUCAACAGAAGUUCAACAGCCAGCGGAACGACAACAGACCCCGCAACAACUGGAAUAACACCCGCCAGAGCACCGCCUAUGGACAACACAGCGGACCUAUGGAUCUCAGCAUGAUGACCAAACCCAACAACAAAAAACCUUGGAACCCCAAGUGCUACAACUGCAACAAGCAAGGCCACAUCGCCAAAGACUGCGAACAGCCUAAGAAGCUUCCCUGGAGACCAGUGGCAGAACGACCUCGACAAGUCAACACAAUUGCAAAAGCCCCACAUGCAUCCCAAUCGUGGACCGGAUGCUACGAUGACAACUGCCGAAUUCACCUCGAAGACAAAGAAAUGUCAGGACACUACCCAAGGGACAGCAACCCUGGACGAUCUGGUUACGAUGUGACCAUCCCAGACACUCGCCCUAGGACCCUGGCAAUGAUGCAUUCCAGCAACAGCAAAGUGGCUAGAAAACCAGUUGAACAACUCAACGAGAUGCUACGAAUUCAGCGAUUGGAACCAAUCAUCCCCCGCAUGACUCGCCAGCAGCUCCAUUACGAAGAACAACAAAUCCAGAAGGAAAUGGAGCUAAUCCAGCAAGAAGACGACAGACAAGUAAGACUAUACCAACAACAAGAAUCAGAAGAAGAACCAGAACACCAACACGAUCCUUUGAUGGAACAACAACUCCUCAGUAUGACCAACAACUGGACUUUCGGAGAAGAAGAAAGCUCUUCCUAUGACUCGGAUAAACCUCGCGACGUUGCCCGACAACGCGCUCAGACAGAGAUGACCUAUGGGUUCACCCCUAGUAUGGACGACUCCAGCUCCGAAGAGGAACCCGACGACCAGGAAGGAAGAAUCAAGCAACUUCUGAGAUACCAAAAAAUCGACAUGCUUCAAGACAAGCAACAACGCCACUUCUAUGGCACCUCAGCAGCCCAACGAGACCGAAGCUACACCCCUCAGCUACACACGGAAGAUCAUCCCGCGCUGAGAAGCAACCACCGGCUUCACCGAACCCUCUUCUGGCCCCAGUGCUUCCACGACAAAUGCAAGGAACACAUGGGAGAAAAGCACGACUACCAGUUCUACCCCAGAAGACAUGACGACGAACCUAUCCACGAGAUCUACUCGACCUCCGUCAUGAUCGGAUGGACUAUGGUACUGGUUGAAGACAACCUCGCAGUCUUCAGACCUAGUCCUCAGUUCCCCAUGAGAUGUCAACAUGACGACAGCAUGAAAUGGGACGAAUGCCAACAAGACGAAUGCCAAGUUCACUACCAAGAAAAGGCACGAACCUGGAGAAUCGCAAAGAAUGGACCUAGACCCCCACAGGUCAGGACCCGCGAAAACAGCCUCGCGAAGGCACGACGAGAAGGAAAGCGAAUCACCUACCCAGGACAACCAGAGCAGUCAAAAAACUAG
This is a messenger RNA of Colletotrichum aenigma, 2334 nucleotides long. Its product is annotated as Retrotransposon-derived protein PEG10. Gene Ontology annotation, molecular function: zinc ion binding; nucleic acid binding. The record is from RefSeq and is a predicted model, not a curated record. The transcript has a single exon. The coding region runs from base 1 to 2334 and encodes 777 amino acids. NCBI's taxonomy places the organism in Eukaryota, Fungi, Ascomycota, Sordariomycetes, Glomerellales, Glomerellaceae.